ACCUUCCUCCACCCCGCCCACACAUUCUCUCCUAUCCCUAUUUUCUCCCUAUCACUCUCCUCACACUCUUCUGUUCCCUCAGCUUCCUCUCCCCACCCCCGGAUCCCGGAUCAAUCCCGCACCCACACACAAAAACGCACAGAGCUCUUCUUCCUCCCCGGACUCUGCUGCUUUAUUCUCAUCUCUUCUAAUCCUCAUUUCGUUUGUUAAAAAAAAAUGAUGGAUUUCAAUCAGGAGAAUUUAUUCGGGCAAAUAGAAGAUUUACAGGAACUGAGCUUCAUUGAAAGACCAGUGCGUAGAUACCUGAAGACACCAGAAGAAAUUGAAAGAUUGACAGUUGAUGAAGAACUUAAUGAUAUUGAAAGAGCUGUUUAUCUUCUCAGUUCUGGUCAAGAUGUGCAGCGAACCAGUGUUGUUGUUAAUCUACCAAACCUGAUGCGGCAGAACACCUCAGAGACAAUUCGAAGAGUGGUGCCCAAAAUUAGAGAGGUACUGCAUGUUGCAGGGGUGGAGAUGCAAUUAGCUGCUGCGGUUUCUUUCCUUACCAUCUUGCAAGAAGAGUUAGUUUCCAUUACAGCUUAUAUACAUUCAUUUCUCCCAAUCAUAUUGGCAAACUUGGAUCACAGAGACACAGUGGUCAGUAAUGCAUGGUUGGAGACUCUCCUGACUGUAAUUAAUGCUUUACCAAAGGAAACCAUCAGGCAAGAGAUUUUGUCCCCACUGGUUUCAAAGGCUCAACUAUCACAGACAAUCCAGUCACGUUUAGCUAGCUGCAAGAUUCUGGGAAAAGUUGCCAGAAAAUUUGAAUCUCAUAUAAUAAAACGAGAUAUUCUGCCUCUAGUGAAAUCACUUUGCCAGGAUGUAGAAUAUGAAGUUCGCUCCUGUAUGUGUCGUCAACUGGAAUUCAUAGCACAAGGAAUUGGGGUUGAACAGACAAAAACUGCAAUUCUUCCUGAAUUAGUAGAGUUGGCUAGGGAUGAAGGAAGCAGUGUACGUAUUGCUGCAUUUGACACCAUUGUAAAUCUUCUUGUGAUGUUUGACAGUGAUGACCGUACCCAAAUUAUAUUUCCCUUGGUGAUGAUGUUCUGUGAGAAGUCAUUCAAAGCAGAUGAGAGCAUUCUUGCACCACUGUCACACCAACUAGGAAAGCUCUGUCAUGGUCUCUCAGGGAAUUUAACCAAUGAACAACAUAUGUGGUUUUUGGAUUUCUACAAGAAAUUUAGUACAUUAGGCCUACAACAAGAAAACGGUCAAAGUGAUCAUACAACUCAAUUCUAUGCAGCAGAUAUGGAUGCAAAAUAUGUGUCUGUCAGACAGAAUUGUGCCUACAACUUGCCAGCCAUGAUACUUUUUGUGGAUCCUAAAUGUUUCUACUCUGAACUUUACCCAACUUUUUCAACCCUCUGUCAUGAUCCUGAAACUCUUGUCCGACGUACUGUUGCCACUGGCUUCCAUGAAGUCAUUAAGCUGCUAGGCUCCAGUGUUCACACAGUUCACAAAGAAUUGAUUGCGCUUUUGCAAGAUGAAUCAUUAGAGGUAUUGGAUGCACUUCUAGACCACCUUCCAGAAAUUCUAAGAUGCGUCAUUACAGGAGGAGACCAUACAGGAUCAGAGACUAAGGUACAUGUUCCUGACCUGAUUCCAGCACUUUCAAUAGCUGAACAGAGAGCUGCCACUUCUUUAAAAUGGAGAAUACAUGAGAAGCUAUUGCUGACGUUUUCCUGUCUGCCGCAAGUCAUUUCAAGCGAUCAGAUAUACUACAAGUUCUUACCAAUAAUGUUUAGAAUAAUGACAACAAAUAAUGUCCUCCCAGUCCAAAGAGCCUCAGCCAGAACCCUUUGUGUAUUUGUUCGGUACAAUCGUAAACAGGAGCAAAGACAGGAAAUAUGCAGUAAACUCGUUGAACAGCUUGGUCAAGGAAAAAGUUGUUGGAACAGGUUAAGGUUUCUUGACACUUGUGAAUGCAUCAUGGAUCUGUUUUCAAAAGCUUUCUUCUGUAAAUACUUUUUCCUGCCUGUACUUGAACUUUCAAAUGAUCCUGUUCCAAAUGUAAGGAUUAAAUUCUGUUACAUGCUGCCAAAAUUGAAGUCUGCAUUGAAACUGCCUGCUGACAAACACCUGCUUCAACAGCUAGAGCUUUGUGUUCGGAAAUUACUUUGUCAGGAAAAGGACAAAGAUGUCACGGCAAUAGUGAGAAUUAUUACGUUGGAAUUAGAUCGAAUGGAAACGAGUACGGAAUCUUUUCCCAAAAGGUUACAAGAAAAAGACUUACUGGAUCACAAGAAGGAAAAAGAAGAAAAUUUGCUCCUAGAAAUGGAAGACAUGGAAAAACGUGGAGAAAGCAAGUUAAUGAAUGAAAAGAAAUUGCUUUCAUCUUUUAACAAAGAUGGGAAGAGGAAGACUAAGUUAGGUCGUAGUCGUUCACUUGGUGGUCGGGUAGCUCCUCCAAAAAUCACCACUGAUAAAUCCACAAUGAAACUUACUUCAGCAGCAUCAAAUUCUCAAAUUGCUACAACUACAAAAAAUGCUCUACUGUCAUUUGAUGGGAUGCUUCAGAGUCAUUCUUCAAGUUCUGGAGGGACUGCCACCCUGCCAACUUGUUCUUCUCGUUUUUAUUCAGCGAACUCCAAUGAACACAAAACAAACGGGGGUAAAGAUACUCUUCCAAAGAAGUUUAACUUGAAAAGCAGAAAAUCAAAUCCUUAACAAUAUGGAAAGCACUCCUCGAAAGACAUUUUAUAAAGCAUAUCAGUGACUUCCUUAAGGGCAAGUUUCAGGAGGGUUCACAUGAUUUUGAAGCUGCGAGGAACUACACGGAUUUCCCUGACUACCUAGUCCUGAAGAGAAAGCACUCAGAUUUGAAGCCAAGACUGUGGGUUUCACAAAAGCAAUUUAUUCCCAUAUUUUAUUUUUCAUGUCAGCUAUUGUAUAAAUAUUACUGCAUACAUCCUUGUUUGCUAUACAGUGAUCACAAUUCAUUAAAGAAAGCAUUGCAGAGCUUUCAGCAGCUACUACCACAAAUACCUCCAAGUACCCUGAUGGGUAUGUACAAAGAAAUUUAAAAUGUAAGUUUAUCUCAGCACACUUAAGAUGACUAUUUCUUGCUUGUAAGAAACUGAAGUGUGUGGAGUUUGGGAUAAUGAUGUAACUCGAUUCCCAGGCAUAUUCAGGAUCGCAUUUUUGCUGUGGAUGGUAACUGGUAACAAACUCGGUUGCUUAUGGAUUUUAAACAUCAUUCAUUUAUCUAUAAUGACUGACCGGCUGACCCAAUACCUUUGCAAAGUUGUGUUAUAAAUUAUUAAAUUUUUCAAACUUUUGCUUAAUUUGAAGCAUAAAUGGAGUGUUUAACUCCUCUCUCUGAACAAUAGCAAAUGACCAUGUUAAAAUGCCAAAAGUUGAUGCCAAACUGUAACUGAGUAGUUAACCAAGACGAAAUACAGAUUCAAGUUAAAAUAUUAGAAAUUUAACAAAAGUGAUUGAACUAAGAAGCAAGCUUCCAAAUGUAGGCCCAGCAAACCCAAGUUAAUUGAAGAAGUGAAAUGAUACAAUUUUAUUACAUCCAAGCUCGGUGAUUAAAUUCACAAAUCCAGCUUAAUUUAUAUUUGAGCAAUA
Molecule: messenger RNA, 3612 nt
Organism: Hemiscyllium ocellatum (epaulette shark)
Lineage: Eukaryota; Metazoa; Chordata; Chondrichthyes; Orectolobiformes; Hemiscylliidae
Gene: ppp4r4
Product: protein phosphatase 4, regulatory subunit 4
Exons: 24
Coding region: 217-2706 (829 amino acids)
Cellular component (GO): protein serine/threonine phosphatase complex; cytosol
Molecular function (GO): protein phosphatase regulator activity
Source: RefSeq, a predicted model, not a curated record